AUGAAGAGGAGAUUCGUAUGUCGAUCUCACCAGAACAGGACGGAGGAAUCCCGUGGUACUGCAGCGGCUUGGCUUUUAUACGACGUUCAGGUUGACGCAGCCCACGAGACCUCCUCCCUCGCUUCGGGUGAAAACAGGCCUAGCUUUCGUACAUCAAAUGAUAGACAUCAUCAGAGCUGGGCUUCAUUACUUUAUUGUCGCACCGAUUGGACUGGACUUUUUUUCGACCUCGCCUCGAUCGGCAUCCUAAACAGCCACAACGGGAAUCGAACUUGGACAUUACAACGCAUAAUCCUGACAUGUUACCACCGCAAAAAACUGGCACCAGUGCCUCUUGAUCGUAGGGUAGACGUCAGGACAGGCAAAUGCGAACCCCCGACGCAGGCUGGUGCAAACAUGUGGCGUGACAGAUCUUGUCGUGUGAACUUUGAAAGACCGUGCAAGCCGCUUGAGCUGCUUCUAAUGGGCGCCAGUCUGCUCUGUUCUGAGAUUCUUGGUAUUCAUCAGUGUCUGCGUUAUCUUCUUGCGUUUAAUCUUUAUUUUCUUGAUAUUUUUGAUUUUGAUAUUCUUGCUCUUCUUUAUCAUUUUCAUCUUACUUAUUCUCUUCAUCUACUUCAUGUUCGUGGUCUUCAACAGCGCCUUCUUUUUCUUCCUCUUCUUCCUAAUCUCUGUCUUCUACAUCUGUUUGAUCUUCUUGCUAGUCUUGCUUUCUUUUAUCAUUUUCAUCUCACUUAUUCUCUUAAUCUUCUUCAUAUUCUUCAUCUACUACAGCGUCUUCUUUUUCUUCCGCUUUUUCUUAAUCUCUGUCUUCUUCAUCUGUUUGAUCUUCUUGCUAUUCUUGCUCUUCUUUAUCAUUUUCAUCUCAAUUAUUCUUUUCAUCUUCUUCAUAUUCUUCGUCUUCUACAGCGUCUUCUUUUUCUUCCGCUUUUUCUUUAUCUCUGUCUUCCUUAUCUGUUCGAUCUUCUUGUUAUUCUUGCUCUUUUCUAUCAUUUUCAUCUUACUUAUUCUUUUCAUCUUCUUCAUCUUCUUCGUCUUCUACUGCGUCUUCUUUUUCUUCCGCUUCUUCUUUAUCUCUGUCUUCUUCAUCUGUUUGAUAUUCUUGUUAUUAUUGCUCUUUUCUAUGAUUUUCAUCUUACUUAUUCUUUUCAUCUUCUUCAUAUUCUUCAUCUUCUACAGCGUCUUCUUUUUCUUCCGCUUCUUCUCAAUUUCUGUCUUCUUUAUCUGUUCGAUCUUCUUGUUAUUCUUGCUCUUUUCUAUCAUUUUCCUCUUACUUAUUCUUUUCAUCUUCUUCGUCUUCUACAGCGUCUCCUUAAUCUUUGCCUUAUUCAUUUUCUUAACCCUUUUGUAUUUUUGGUUGUCUCCAACGCCUUCUUUUUUUUCUUUUUCUUCUUUAUCCCCAUCUGA
Messenger RNA from Protopolystoma xenopodis, 1404 nucleotides. The record is from the annotation of a GenBank genome assembly. NCBI's taxonomy places the organism in Eukaryota, Metazoa, Platyhelminthes, Monogenea, Polystomatidea, Polystomatidae.